Messenger RNA from Spodoptera litura, 1757 nucleotides. Lineage: Eukaryota; Metazoa; Arthropoda; Insecta; Lepidoptera; Noctuidae. The record is from RefSeq and is a predicted model, not a curated record.
ACUGCUAAUAACAACUUCCUUUAUGAAGGCGAAAACAAUUCGAGCCGAGCGAAACUGAAUAACUAGAUCGGAGCAAUGGCUCACUCGAAAAUGGGACGGAUAAGGUAUCUGGUGUUAAGUGUGUGUCUGCUACAAGCCGCGCUUGCGGUCAAAGUCAAGGUGGUGAUGCACUCCGAGCAGGAGGAGUCCAAGAUGGAGGAGGAAGAGAGUACGCACACUGAGCCGUGGGAUCACAAGAAGAGACUCGAUGUCACCAUGCUACCCUUCAUCAAGACGCGCAAGCAUGGCGACGACAAACAGAUUGAGUUAGACGAAGAAAAGACUACCACUGAAAAACAAAAACAACAACACCCAAACGAAAUGAUUUUUCCGUUAAUUUACCACCAGAGCCACGUCAACAGUAUGUUUAAAUUCGGUGAGAAUUGGUAUACUUGGUCUACUGAGAAAAGAACUGAUGGUUCAAAAGCAAUAAAUUACUACAUUUGCUACGAUGAACCCAAGCGUUGUGACGACAUAGGCUGGGAACGAACGGACGCGCUGCCGAAAUGCGCGUUCCAAAUAGAUUCUCUACUACCGGAUGAUCGAGCCUGCAUCAACAGCUUCGGCGUGGAACCCCAUUCAGGAGGCAUUUGUGACGGUGCUGAACAGAUGAAAGUUGCUGAAAUAGUACGUGCGUGUGGUCCCCGCAUUCGUUCCCUGUGGCGUUUCGUUCGUGUUGGACGCCGGCCGGCUAACGCGGCUAAACCGGCUGACGUCAAUUCACUCAUUUGUGAGGAAGAGGAAGAAUGCUUUAUAACUAUCGAAUACAGGAUACAUCAUGAUCGAAUAACAUUUUCUCUACACGAGCCUACACGAGGGCAGACUUUUAAGAGCGUAUUAAAACGCGAGGUCCCUGUAGAGGAAGAAAAGGUUACAUCAACGACAGAAGUACAUCCUCACGUCUUGCAUCGGAAAAAGGUAACGAGGGAAGAGGAACCAUCCAGGAUCGGUAAUAAGAAGUUCCACUUGAAAAGUAAAAGCAAAGCAGAGGGCAAGGGGAUUGUCAAGGAAAGAAAUGACUCGGGUACCUACGGAAACCGAAGAGCACCUAAGAACAAAAUAAAGGCUCGCAGCGAGACACGACACAGACAUCUGCACGCUUCUACCACCAGUUGGAUGAAAAAUACCCCGACCAUGAAACGAUAUAAAUGGCAUGCGUAUGGAGAGACGAAAUCCAUAAAAUGGAGUCCUUUAGAAUGAUUUUUAAGAAAUAACACACCUCUCAACUAAGCUAUUGUUUCUGCGUUUAACCGUAGAAAAAAUUUUCGACUACCCCCACCACUUUAACCGUUCUGUUCCUAGUCUUGAUAAAAUCUUUCGAUUGGUCUAUGGCAGCAUUGUAGCAUUUCCCAGAAUAGGCACUAGGCAUCUACACUAAUAUUCUACUGAACUCAGAUAUUUAUUUCUAUAUAUCACACAACACAAGCUUUAAUUAUAUUGUUCUCGUGUUCUACAAAAUCAUACAACUCAAACAUUCAUUUAAAUAUUAAUAAACGCGAAUUUAAAGUUUUUAAACGAUUCCCGCCCAUAAUAAACAAAAUUUACCCAGAAGAAACCAUCAUGUUUUUUUAAUAUACAACUUUUUGAUUUGUAUUAUAAAAAUGUACCAUUUUGUAAAUGAAUGCUUGUUAUAGGUCUUGUAAUAAGUGUUCGAGUCAAGUCUAAGUUAGCCUAGAAUGAACGAAAGUGUUGGCUGCGACAUACAUACACAUUUUAAA